Molecule: messenger RNA, 1202 nt
Organism: Mugil cephalus (flathead mullet)
Lineage: Eukaryota; Metazoa; Chordata; Actinopteri; Mugiliformes; Mugilidae
Exons: 7
Coding region: 332-985 (217 amino acids)
Cellular component (GO): membrane
Source: RefSeq, a predicted model, not a curated record
CAGGGUAAAGCUGCCUGAAAAUGAUGCUUUUCGCACGCGGACAGUUUUUUGUGAAGGAUUUAUCGCAAAAAAUAAAUUAAUAAAUAAAUAAAUCCACAGAAAAGCCGCAUAGUUCAAAGCGUGGGAAAAAAAGUAGCGGUGUAUAGUCUGGAAAACACGGUAAUUGAAAAUGAAAGUCACAUAUGAGCGACUAGACAUUUGACAGUCGUUUGAAGAAUCAGACAGAAAGUGGUCGGAAGUUUCAGGUCUUUUUGUUGCUGCAGUCGCGGAGCAGACUGUCAGUGAAUGCACCGUUUACAGUGUGUCAGAGGCAACUCAUCAGGUGUGAACAAUGACCUUCAGGACUCCUAAAGAGAAGAAAGCGACUGUGGCGACUGUGUCGUCUGAGAGCACGUGUCCUCCGUGGAUUAGCUGGUGUUGCUACAGGUUCUUGUGGGUGUUGCUGAACCCUCUGUUUGUCGGGGUUUUUCAGAUCAUGACGGGCAUGUUCAACAUCGGGCUUGGUCCUGGACGAACCAGCACUCAUCCUGAUGAUGUGGUCUACCUGGGAGCUCCGUACUGGCUGGGUGGUGUGUACUUGGUGACUGGAAUCACGACGGUGACUGUCGUAUGUGGCUAUUGGUACUGCCGGACCUUGUCAGUGAUCAUGAACAUUAUCAGCUGCAUCUGCGCCACCGUCGGCAUCGUGCUUUACGCCUGGGACCUCAGCGACACAUCGUUCCUCCAGAUGUGUGUGAGCGAGUACGAUGCUCUGAACACCCAGGACAACUGCUCGUAUGUGGCCUCCAUCGCUCAGAGACUGUUGACAGGGAUGGACGUGACUUUGGUCGUGGUGGCUAUUCUGCAGCUGUCACUCAGCAUCAGCUUCGUGGUUCGAUCCCUCUCUCAGUCUCUCUGCAGUCGGAAGGAAAAAGGAGGCAUCGCGGAUGCUGAGGUUUACCAGCCAGUGUUGCAGGAAGUCCUCAUGACCAGUCCUGGUGCUUAAAACCAACUCAACCAAACUAUAUCCUGCAUUCACAUAUGUAAUCAUUUCAAAAUAAAAAAUAAACUUUUAAUACUAAUCAGCAGAAGAUGAUUAAACACUGGAUGCAGUUAUAAUAAAUAAAUAAAUUGAGUAUUUACUCAGUUCAGUUAAAUUUUUUUUAAAAUUUUUUCUUGUGAAUGAUCUUUUAAAGUGGCUGAAUAAAAACUUUUUAAAUUCA